AAAUUUGUAAAAAAAAUCGAUGUAAAUAUUGUAAAGAGGAAUAAGAAAACUCUGAAUUAAAAUUAAAAACUUUUUAUAAAAAUCAAAAUCGGCAUGAAAGGAGCAGAUACUCUCAUAUCAGUCCGAUUUUUAACCCUAUUGGGCCACUUUUCUAUCCUUGUAACUCUGUUAUGGGAGAACAACGAGAAUCUUCAUCAUUGUUUACCAAUUCAGAGCCAAUAUCCAAUGGCGAACGUUCAGACACAUCAACACUGGUUGCCAACGAACAGCAACAUUUGACUCAAACUCACGAAUUCAAACCAGGAUGGUCGUUCUAUUUGGUGCUAGCCGGGGUGACAACCACCUUCGGUUCCUCCUUGCCUGUGGGAUUCAACAUAGGAGUUGUCAAUUCGCCAGCUGAAAUUAUAAAGACCUUUUGCAACGAAAGUUUCAUAAGUCGCUACGAUCUGCCAUUGGAUAAGACAUGGCUCAAUGUGCUCUGGUCUUCAAUUGUAUCAAUAUUUAUUGUCGGAGGGUGCACUGGGUCUAUUCUCGGUUCCUGUUUUGCUGACAAGUUUGGAAGAAAAUAUGCCACAAUAAUCACGAAUCUCUUGUCGAUUGCGGGAGCGAUUCUAUUCUUAUUCUGUCGCGCCGCUAAUUCCGUGGAAAUGCUUAUACUUGGAAGAUUGCUCGUCGGUCUAUCUGGUGGUCUGACGACGAGCAUAGUGCCCAUGUACUUAACGGAGCUGUCACCGCCCAGGCUGUCGGGAGCCAUGGGGGUCGCCUGUCCCAUUGGGGUUAAUGCUGGAGUGCUCGUGGGACAAGUUAUGGGGCUGGACGUUAUAUUGGGUGGUGUCGACAAUUGGCCCUAUCUGUUAUCCGUCUUCGCGUUACUAGUCAUAAUAUCAUUGCCUAUUCUAUUUAUAUUACCAGAGAGUCCGAAAUACCUAUUUGUUGUUAAGAGAAACGAACCAGCGGCUAUAAAAGAACUGAGUCGCCUCCGGGGAGAAAUUCCGAGCGUUCUCACCGAAGACUUGGAACUGCUAAGAGAGGAAGUGCAAGCAGAAGCCAGCACGAGUGGAGAGAAAUGGGGAAUGUGGAGGGUAGCCCGCGAGCCUAAGCUUCGACUGCCCCUACUCCUCGCGUGCACCAUGCAAGCCGGCCAGCAGACCAGUGGGAUUAAUGCGGUGUUCUACUACUCGCAGACGAUCUUCGAGCAGGCGGGGCUGUCGGCGCGGGCGGCGCAGCUGGCCACCAUCGGCUGCGGCUCCGUCAACGUGUGCACGGCGCUGGCCAUGCUGCCGCUGCUGCCGCGCGCCGGCCGCCGCGCGCUGCUGCUGGCGUCCGCCGCCGCCGCCGCGCUGCUGCUGGCCGCGCUCGCGCUCGCCAUGGCCUACAUCGAUGCGAUGCCCUGGAUGCCGUACGUGUGCAUGGCGGCUGUGAUAUUGUACGUUCUGGUGUUUGGAUUCGGUCUCGGCCCUAUACCUUAUUUCAUUGCUUCGGAGCUGUUCGAGGUGAGCUCUCGCGCGGGCGGCAUGGCGUGGGGCUCGCUGUGCAACUGGGGCGGGAACUUCCUGGUGGGCAUGAGCUUCCCCACGCUGCGCGACUUCGUGGGCGCCGGCAGCUUCCUGCUGUUCUCCGCGCUCACCGCCGCGCUUUUCUUCUUCCAGAGAUCGUACUUCCCCGAAACGAAAGGCAAGACACCGACUCAGGUGGCGCAGCUCUGCAGUCGCGGGCUGAAAUCCCGUCCACUGAACUCCCGUCACCAGGGAGACGCCUGACGUCGUGACGUCAUUGGCCAGUAUCCCUUGACAUCGAUUAUUGACGCAGUUAAAAGACGGAUCUGAUCAAAUGCCUAUAAGUCUAAGCUAAUAAUAUAACUUUACAGAAUUGUAUGAAUGGAAUGUUAAAAAAAGAAAAUCUUUAACUAGAAAUUUCUGCUAAAAAUGACACUGCUAUAUCAUGGGUCGAGAAAAGCCACUCCCAUACAAACUAAACAAUAUUCACUUUAGAAUUUAUUAUUUAUUAAAUUAAAAAAAUGCCUUAGUGCUGAUCAAUUAUAAUGGAAGUGUUUGUGUUGAUUUGAAUGAUUUAUGUGUGUGUGUGGUCACAACUUUAAAUAGCAAAUGACGUAUUGAUCGUGUUGCCAGUUAUUUUACUUUCACAAUUAAAAUACAGAUAACGUAUUAGUAAUAGUAAGUAAAAGGGUUCUUUUUUUUUACAAAUAAUUUUGCAUAAUUGUAUGUUAUUAAUGGAAUGUUCGUAUUAAUUUUAUAUUCAAGUUGACUGCCUCGGUGUUCUUGUUACUUGAUAUACCGCAUAUCCCGACAUCCUGGGUUCAAACCCGAGGUCGGGCGAUAAAAAAAGCUAGCCUGGAAGUUGUGUAGACUCCCAUGUCUCGGAAUACACUUAAAGCUGGUCCUGCGCCGGAAAACUUUCCGUUAGUGUCGUAUUUGCCGUCCUGUCAGAUUAUGAGAUUGAGUGUGUGUUACGCACACACAUGUGCAGUAUAUAAAAACCGGUGCAGUUGGCUACUCUUUCUUGAAAUUGGAUGCCGUGGCCCAAAUCAGUUAGGACGACAUCACAUCACUGUAUUAGAAUUAAUUAGAACAUAAUAUAGAAUAGAAUCUUUAAGGUAUAUUUACCAUAAUACAAUGCAUUGGCACAAUAUAGUCACUAUUCUGACUUUUUGUUUUAAUAGUAAAAGUUUUACAAUUUGCCUAAAACGUAACCUAUAAAUAAAAAUUGUCUAUGUGGUAUCUCAUUCAGUGAUUAGCAAUACCAAGAGACCGUAUGAAUGGAUUCUAUAAAACAAAGAUACAAAGGAACAAUUAUUGCCAUCGCUGUACUUAAUAUUUUCUAAGUGUUACAAGCUUGAUAUUGUACUUAAAGUAUCGUUUAGUUUAAAUAUUCGCCGCGCAUUUCACGACUCAUGUAAUCAUUUUCAAGUAUCGCCAAAGUGGUCUUUAUAUUAUAUAAGAAUUAUCUUACCACAAGAAACAGCCUAUAUGUGACCCACCGUUGGCCCUCUUCCUCUUUUUGAGUGGGCGUGGAGGUUAUUUCACUAAGAUUUUAAAUGUGAAUAAUUAUAUUUUAUAUUAUUUUCUUGGUUGCGUUUCGGUUUGGAGGAUGAGUGAGCACGUACAUACACUGUACGUACACAUCAUCCUAAGGUUAGUGGCGUAUUGAGAAUGCAAGGAAUGAUUAAUUUAUCUCACAGCGCCAAUGUCUAUGGGCGGUGAUGACCACUUACCAUCAGAUGGUCAAUUCGCCCUUCCGUCUACUUAUACUAUAA
This is a messenger RNA of Vanessa atalanta (red admiral), 3274 nucleotides long. RefSeq names its product solute carrier family 2, facilitated glucose transporter member 1-like. Gene Ontology annotation, biological process: monosaccharide transmembrane transport. The transcript has 11 exons. Lineage: Eukaryota; Metazoa; Arthropoda; Insecta; Lepidoptera; Nymphalidae. Bases 171 to 1760 code for a protein of 529 amino acids. Gene Ontology annotation, cellular component: membrane. Gene Ontology annotation, molecular function: hexose transmembrane transporter activity. The record is from RefSeq and is a predicted model, not a curated record.